This is a messenger RNA of Osmerus eperlanus (European smelt), 3976 nucleotides long. RefSeq lists its product as uncharacterized. NCBI's taxonomy places the organism in Eukaryota, Metazoa, Chordata, Actinopteri, Osmeriformes, Osmeridae. The transcript is spliced from 9 exons. The coding region runs from base 500 to 3799 and encodes 1099 amino acids. The record is from RefSeq and is a predicted model, not a curated record.
AAACAAUCAGUUUUUCUGGAUUUAUACAUUUGUGUUGACCGUACAGUUGACUGUCCAUGUAAAGAAGGUUGUUCUUCAGCCAGAGACUAAUGAAAUAACACCACAGGGCCAAUUCAUAGAACACAGUGGACAAGAUAUUGUUGAGGGGCUUAAGACUGUAGCAGUUAUGUCCAAUAGUGUCGCCUUCCACGAACAGCUAGCCUCUUUAAUGGAGGUUUUAGCGAACACGGCUGUUGCUGAGAUCUGUAAACUCGUUGAUGAUGGCUAUGCCGUCCUACGAUUGGAAAUCUCUCAAAGCCAGAGAGAGAUUGACAACCUACGGCGUAAGCUACUUGUGACCAAACUUCAGAAUUACCGACGGAACGCAGAGAAGUUCGGGACUCUGCGACAGCGACGCACCGUUCAGAAGCACAUCGACGCCGGUGAUGUUGCUCGUGCCAAAGAGAAGUCCAGGGACUCCCCAGCAUAUUGCAAGUAGAUUUUAACUGCCUCAAUAGAUAUGUUUUUUUUAUGUAAUGUAGCUUUUACAGUUUAUUUAUUUAUAUUUCAUCUAGUGGACAAUCGUUCUGGUGUACAUGGAACCUCUACGCUGCAGAGUGCUACAGGGCGCAAUUCUUCAAACCCCAACGCUGUCCCAAACACGAACGACAAACACAGCCAGGGCAGGGAAACGAAGAAAGGUUUGCCCGUUAUUAUCAAAGUGGAGAGCUUGACCCCCAGCAGAACGGCCACUGGUCCUCCAGAGAUGGGAGAAGGGGAGCCUAAUAACCCAGAGACCUGCACGUCUGUCCGGGCCUCUGAGGACUGGGAGCCUGAUAUGGUUGUGGUGGUGGUGGAUCCAGCCCCCAUCAAAGAAGAAGCUGGGAUCAACUGUGAGUGGAGCUUAUCGGACCAGGAAGCAGUGAUCAGAGAGGACCGGGGAACUGAGGAUGAUGAUGGAGGAAGAGGAGGAGAUAUGAACUAUUUGAUGGACGAUUUCGACCAGCUGCCUUCCACCUCGGCCCCCUCUUCCUUCUCCUCCUCCUUCUUCUCAUCCUCCAUCUCUUCUUCCUUCUUCUCCACCUCCUCCUCACACCUGGUUCCAGGGCCUCUCCACCAGCAACAGAAGCAGGGAGACCAGCAGCACCACCUCCCCAACCCACAGAGAGAACCCCCCACCGUGCAGAGAGCCUUAGGGAAGCACCUCCCCUCAUCCACCCAUCCUCCUCCUCCACUCAUCCACUACUCCUCGCUCCUCUCCAGAGCAACUGGCAGUGCAGAGAACCAAGGAGGAAGAGGAGGAGGAGACACCCACACAGAGAAGCCUGGGUACUGGUACCAUCUUAAAUGCGAGGUGUGCGGUAAAUUAUUCCCCCGACCCGCGGCCCUACAGAGACAUCACCGCGUCCACACCGGAGAGAAGCCCUUCUCCUGCCGUCACUGCGCUAAGAGGUUCUCCUAUGGGCACCAGCUGAAGAACCACGAGAGGGUUCACACAGGAGAGAGGCCGUUCUCCUGCAAACUCUGCGGGAAGAGCUUCUCUCAGUCCAGCCACCUGAAGAGGCACCUUAGUGUGCAUACGGGACACUCCCUGGUCCACAUCUCAGUGCAGAAAGAGAACACUCUGCCUUCAGUGAAUAAAUGCUUGGAUUGCUGCAACAGGUAUCACUGUCCCUUCUGCAAAACCUCUGUGUUCAAACCAACCAACAAGUAUAAACUCCGCAGACAUCUGCAGUCUCACCUUUCAAGGGCUGUGAACUACAGAGGCUACAGCCUUUUUAGGUGCUUUUUAGAGUGUAGUUCAUCAGGUCACAACCACUGCCCGUUCUGCAGAACCAUCAUAUUGAAGAAGGCCGACUUCAUCAACCACGUGACGUCAUGCAGGGCCUCCAGCCCCACCACCAGCCAAUCUAACUCCGCCCCAUCCUCGUUCUCAACCGCCACUCUCUCAUCCCCCACCAAUCAGAAGCGUGGAGCGCUGGUAAGCUCCGCCUCUCAGACUCCUCUCUCUUUCAUCUCUGGCCUGAGCGAUGUGGGUCAGGUCAGGUCAUCGGUGGCUUCAAGAGAGACAAUUUGUCACAAGUGCGGCCUCACGCUGCUCACCAAGAACCUCCGCAACCACAUCUUGAGGAGGCACCCAGAUGGUGGCGGGUUGCCAAGCAAACGUUGGGACACAUCUGGGACAAUGGCGAAUGUUAAUUUUCAUUCGCAACUUGCAUCCAUCAUGGAAGUGCUGGCCAACGCGGCAGUAUCAGACAUUUGUCAGCUUGUUGACGACGGAUACGCCGUGCUGCGGCUUGAAAUAUCCAGGGCUCAGCGAGAGAACCUGGCAUUGAAGAGCAAACUACGGUUAAUGGAAGUUCGAUCACGGGACCGGUUCGCCAGAAGGAGCCCCGUACCUCACCUGGCUGUGUCUUGCGCUAGGAAAGCUCAUGUAGCUGUUAAGCAUUCCUUAAACGCCAAGAAGAAUGCUGCAGGAUCCAGGCUGAUUGGGGACCAGGGCACCCACCUCUCUACUGUGUGUGCUCAGCCUGAGGACCCCCUGGAGUACCCUGAGCUGGUCUUGAUAAAGGAAGAGAGGCAGGAGGAGGAACUGAAAGACUGCAGUUCUCACCUGGCCCAGGGAAAUGCUGGAGUAUCUCACUCUCUUCCUGCUAACAACAACCACACUCUGAACAUAGAGACGCCUCUGGACCAGCACAGGAGUCCAGGCUCCAGCCUCCCAGGGUUGCAAAGGCCCGGGUCACCACCAGAGCACCCUGCCCAGGGAUCGCAGGAGCAGGCCGGUGACAGCGACGUCCUGAGGUCCCCUCUCCCUGGAGGUCACCACAGCACCACCAGCCAGCAGCUGCAGCCGCACCACGUGUACGUCGGAGGCUGUGAAACUGCGGGCUCGUCAUCUCAAAUGGCGUCUCCUGCAGACGCCGUGGAACCGUCCUGCUCGUUCUCGGUGGAAGCGAUGAGGUCGUUCGGUGCAGAGGUUCCCCUGUUGCUAGGUGACGGAGAGAGCUCGCACGGGUUCGUCUCCUCGCUCGGGCUCGGAAGAGUCGACUCUCUCAAAAUGGAAAGAGGGGCAGAGUCCACUUGGGCUGAUGGGAAGGUUUUUGGAUCGGGCCUGUCUCUAGAUCCCAUUACUGGGAGGGACAGAGAGGACGGGGAGUCGGCCUCUAACCUCUCCUCUCAGACCCAUGAGAGCAAGUCCAGCGAGCUAGAUGCCACCGGGUUCGACUCGUCCUUCGACGAGCUGUUCUCCUCGCCCGACGCCAACGUGGUGCAGGUUCUCCACCGGAAUGGAGGUGUGGGUACCGAGGGGGAGUCUUCAUAUCAGUUCCUGGCCAGUGGGGGUGGUUUCGGAGGCCUGACGGACACUUCGCCCCGCAUCAGACUGGACCCGGAAAGGGUGCUCCAUUGCGAGCAGUGCGGACGGCUUUUCCACAACGCGCGAGACCUAGUAGUGCACCAGAGGUCCCAUGCCGGAGAGAGACUCUUCCACUGCCCCCAGUGCAAGAAACCCUUCCUGCACCUCCACCAGCUGAAGACACACCAGAGGGUCCACACCGGUGAGAAACCCUUCAGCUGCGCCCAGUGCGGCCGCCACUUCUCCCAGUCCAGCCACAUCAAGAGACACAUGAGUGUCCACACGGGGGAGAAGAGGUACAGCUGCUCCCUGUGUGGGAAGAGGUUUUCCCAGGCUUGCAGCCUGAAGGUGCACCAGAGUGUCCACACUGGAGAGAGGCCGUACAGCUGUACUCAGUGUGGGAAGAGCUUCUCUGUAUUGGGUAAUCUGGUUAGGCAUCAGAGCGUUCACAUCAGGAAAUAAUAUUUAUAAUUGUAUCAUGAAUGGAAGAGGUUUGUUUAUGAUGUGCAUGAAUGUGUUUUGAUCGAUGAAUGGAUUGUGGUAGCACAGCACUGUUGACAUUUUUUUUUAUAGUUUACAAGAUAUAUUUAUUUAAAUGUAUUAAUGUGAAAUCAUUAAACCCUUUUGUCUAUGGACCAA